Seminavis robusta is the source of this 1062-nucleotide messenger RNA. The record is from the annotation of a GenBank genome assembly. NCBI's taxonomy places the organism in Eukaryota, Bacillariophyta, Bacillariophyceae, Naviculales, Naviculaceae.
AUGACUGCCGCCUUCACAGAUCCGGAGGGCUUCUAUCACUCCAUCUCCAAUGUUCGUCUUGAUGAAAAUUUUACCCUUGCCUCGGUUCGCCUUUCUCCAUCCAAGAAGUCUCCUAUCGCAAUGAACCACUACACAACUAUUGGAAUGCCGAUCUCGGGGGACACUGUGGAUGAAAUGAGCCAAUGUGUUAAAACCAUUCUGGCUGACAGGAAAAACUUGAUGGUCGUUUCAGUACCAGAAAUUAAUGAUGAAGAUUGCUAUUACCUUGUCUACCCAUCAAGAUCCGGUGGUCAAUUGUGGGGCCCCGUGCAUAGACGGUCCCACUUCGGAGGGUUUGUACCACAUUUUGAGGGAAAGUCACGAGUCAGGAUCUGUGUCCUUUCUAAAUCUGGGGACCCAUUUGUUACUGACGAUGGAACAACCUUUGAAGAGGUGCUCGAGGGUAGAUUUCUGGGGGUAUGGGAUGAAGAUGGAAUGGUUCUCGAUAUUUUAAAAUCUGAAGGGCAGAUUGAGCUGCAUAAAAUGGCUGUAAUGAGCAAAUCGGGAGAAGGUGCCAUCUUUUCUGGAUACGGAUUCAUGGAUCGAAGUAGCAAUGCAUGCUUCUUGGCGUUUGACUUUGAAUGUCCAAAUUUCGGUUUCUUUGGAGUACACACACCUACUCCAGUGGCAGCGAUGGUUCAGUUAUCAGGGUUUGCAAGAGAGGUUCAGACUUUUGAUUCUCUUGAAGAGUAUAAAAGCUCCAAAAGCAAAGAUGAGAUCAAGUUUGCAAGCCAAUUCUUUGGGACUGAAAGCUUCAACGAUGGCAUGGAGAGCGGAUUGAACCGCAAUGGCACCUUCGCACUGAUUGUGGGCCACGUCCUUGAAUCUGAGUUGCGAUCAAACGAACUAACGGGCCAACCAUUCUACUGGGCCCUUGUUCAGACUGCUGGCGGUAUGGAAAUCGAUGUUGUGAUGCACCCAACCUUGCUAGAGGGCUUUGGUAUCAAGCCACCUCAAGUUGGCGGGGUCUUGCUAUGUUACUGUUGGUUGUCUGGCCUUUUACUUUCGGUUAGCUCUGAUUGA